Protobothrops mucrosquamatus (brown spotted pit viper) is the source of this 3334-nucleotide messenger RNA. It is a transcript of the gene RIPK1, whose product is annotated as receptor interacting serine/threonine kinase 1. The record is from RefSeq and is a predicted model, not a curated record. Gene Ontology annotation, biological process: protein phosphorylation; signal transduction. Gene Ontology annotation, molecular function: JUN kinase kinase kinase activity; ATP binding; protein binding. Bases 174 to 2282 code for a protein of 702 amino acids. Lineage: Eukaryota; Metazoa; Chordata; Lepidosauria; Squamata; Viperidae. The transcript has 12 exons.
AAGAGUUCGGCGAAGAAGGAAGAAACAGGGAAAGGGGCGCUUUCCGAGCGGUGGUGUAUUUAGCAAGAAGGGAGCCCCAACCUUCCGGAGCGCGCAAACGUGUGAACCCAGCUUUGGAGGAUAAUAGGCAUUGGAUUUUUUUCCUGAAUUAAAGUGCUCUGUGAACCGCGAUCAUGGCCUUGGCUGACAUCCAGAUGAAAUCGGAGGACUUUUUGGAAAAAAACCAGCUGAAUGCUGGCGGUUUUGGAACAGUCUCAUUAUGCUACCACAAAAAUUAUGGGCUUGUAGUAUUAAAAACUGUGUAUACUGGACCUAAACGCACAGAAUGUAACACUUCCCUUCUAGAGGAAGGCAUGAUCAUGCAUAAACUAAAUCACGAUCGGGUGGUAAAACUACUGGGUGUCAUCCUGGAAGAUGGAAAUUACUCCCUUGUGAUUGAAUACAUACGCAAAGGAGACUUGAUGUCUGUUCUAAAAGCAACUCCUAUAUUUUUGCCUGUGAAAGGACGCUUUGUUCUGGAGACCAUUGAAGGAAUGCUUUACCUAACAGAACAAGGUUUAGUGCACAAGGAUCUGAAGCCAGAAAAUAUUCUUGUGGAUGAAAAUUUUCACAUCAAGAUAGCAGACCUUGGUGUGGCUUGUUUCAAAAACUGGAGCAGGCUGACUAAAGAAGAGACCAGUCGACAGAGGAAAAUCAAACAGAAUUCCAAGAGUAACGCUGGCACCCUUUCCUACAUGGCCCCGGAACAUCUGCAGGACAUCAACGCAAUGCCUGUGGAGAAAUCAGAUGUGUACAGUUUUGGCAUCGUUUUAUGGGCCAUUUUUGCUGCCAAAGAACCUUAUGAGAAUGCUGUCACUGAUACCCAACUGUGCUAUUGCAUCACAGCAGGCAACAGACCACCUAUCAGAGAGGUGGAAGACAGUUGUCCAAAUGAGAUUAUUACUUUAAUGGAACGCUCUUGGCAGCAACAGCCAAAUGAUCGCCCAACCUUUGCAGAAAUAAAUUUGAUUUACAAACCAUAUUACUAUAAAAACUUUGAAGAGGAGGUGGAAGACCAUGUAAGAAAAUUAAAAGAAAUAUAUCCUGAACCAAUCGAACUUGUAAAACGGAUGGAAUCUCUCCAAGUGGAUGCUAUGUCAGAACCUCCCAGCAGAGCUCGAUCAGAUCAACCUGGUUCUUUGCACAGUUCUCAAGGUUUCACUGCUAACACCAUCGAUGAAAACAUGUUCGCGCCCUAUCCAGAAAAUGAACCAGUGGAAAGCUGCGAAAAUGCCCUUGAACCUCCAGCAACCUUGCAAAGAAAAUUACAGGAUGAACUAAAUUACCAUUUAUACGGCAGCCGGAUGGAUAGGCCAGAAAAUCCUUCUGCCGCGUUUAGUGCCGAGAUACAGGAAGAGGAGAGUAGGAGGAGGAGGAGAAAGGUAUCCUACGACCCAUUUGCCAAAGCCGCAGCCACACCUCAGACACCAGAGCUUCACCCGAGAGCUCAAAACAUCGAAGCAAGUGUUAGUCACAACAAUAUCGUUACAGCUCACUCAAGUCACCCGUGGCACUCAACACCAUCAGGAGCAAGAGAUCCAAAUGGGUUUUUGGGGGCAGGAGCUCCACUUCCCAGAAGGGUACUAAGUGCAGAAGAUCUCUAUGGAGCGCCCUCAGCCGCAAACUUUAAUUUCAAUAAACCACCAGUUCCAGAAUCCGGCGUGCACAGUCAGGCCAAGCCGUUCAGUCCGUAUCACUAUUCCCAGAGCUUAAGCACAGAAACGGGUCCUGUGGAGUCGACUCCCUUUAGGAAAUUCAACUUUGCACAUCCUAUGGGCGGAAUACCUACAGAAGAACCGCCACAUUACAACAUAUAUAAUAGUACUGGAAUUCAGAUAGGCUCCUACAACUAUUUAGAAAUUAAAAAUCAAGAUAUUCGAGGGAACAGCCCUCCAGCAACUACUGAUUACUCUGCAGAAGAACACCAGAAAAUAUUUGACAGCACUGCCAUAGUUUCGGAUAUCCACCUAAACCUUGUGAGAGACAACUUGUCCAGGCAAUGGAAACACUGCGCUCGUAAACUGGGCUUCAAUGACCCUGAGCUGGAUGAAAUUGACCACGAUUAUGAACGGGAUGGACUCAAAGAGAAAGUUUACCAGAUGUUCCAGAGGUGGCUGAUGAAGGAAGGCAGCAAAGGGGCAACUGUAGGGAAGCUGGCCAGAGCCCUCUUUGCUUGCAAGCGGAUAGAUCUCGUCAAUAGUUUUAUCAAAAUAAGCCAGGAUUCUGAAAGAAACAAUAGAUAAGAAGUCAAACAAAGAGCAGGAGGACUUUGGCCGGGUUGGACAUUUUUUUCCAGAAGAUAUUUUUAUAUUACAGGUCAUUGGUCAGGACAAAUGCUGCAAGCAGACCGCUAUUCUAUGCAAGCAGAAUAAGGAAUAGGAGAUAAAGAGCAAAUGAUGGCCAAUCCCAAGGGACGUUUUCAUAGCAAUCCCUUAAAAAAAAAAAAAAGCUACAAACUUAACAGAACGCUUUCCAGCAGGGACAGAACAAAACAUGCAAAAUGUGGGUGUUUUGCUCCGUGCAUGGAACAAAAUGGCUGUUUUGUUCUGGACACGAUCCAUAAUAUUCUUCCACAGGGAAGAGGGUGAUGAGGGUGAGGCAGGAGAGCAGCAGCAGGAAAGGAAGACUGCAGAGCACCUUGGCAGGAUUUUGGUAUACGCCACACUGGGCCUUUAGUGGCAACGGUGAUGGAUGAGGGGAGGGAAAGGAAAGCACUGGUGGGGCUGGCCCCUGAGAUGUUCCAGUUUGGAAAUUGAUGAUGGAAAUAGGAAGCAAUACCCACUAAUUUAGCUCCAUUUACCUGUCUGGAUUUGUUUCAUUUCAAUGCAAGACAAUCAAAGUAUAUUCUCGGUCUGGCUUCUGCCAAAUCACAACUGGCCUGAAAUGGCUCAUCAGAACGUCUGAAGUGCUACGGGUUUUUUCCUAAGUAUAAAACGCAAUAUUUUUUUUCCAUUUCAUGCAGACCUCUGCCUGUUUUAUGUCAAAUUUUGAAUGAAUUUGUACAAUUUUAAUUUUUUUAAAGUACAGAAAAUGGGCAUAAGGCUAUUCUCCUAGUCUUAUUAUAAACCAGAAUCUCUUCUCAAAAACAAAGCUGGAUUAUCAUUCUCCUUCGGUUUUGUAAAACCUGCUACUACGAUCAGUAAACUCUGAAUCUUUAUUAAUAGACUAAGAAUAUAACAGUUUGGCAAGGGCUGAUGAGCAACAGCUUCAGCAACCAUCUUGGCAAGGACGAACAGUAUAGGAUCACAUGUGAUUUUCUUAUAUAUAAAGGCAAAAUGUGAGGGAAGGGAAUGGA